GGGUGUCUGUAAGCCGUGCCAUCAAACCUUUUGCAGAGCAAGGGCGCCCUCCUGAUUGGUUCUCCCAGAAGCAUUGUGCCUCGCAGUACUCUGAGCUUUUGGAGACCACAGAGACCCCAAAACGAAAACGAGGGGAACGAGGAGAGGUUGUGGAGACCGUAGAAGAUGUAAUUAAUUGUACGGAAGCUGACAGCAGAAAGAAUUGAGGAGCUGAAGAAGUUGAUUAAAGACACACAGGAGAAAUACAGGAAACUAAAAAAGGAAGCAGAACUGAUUCAGAGUGGCCACAUGGACAGCAAGCUUGAAGAACUGUGGAAUGACAUUGUGGCCAAGAGAAAACAAGAGGAAGAGGAAGCGGAGAUGAAGAGAAAGGCUACAGAUGCUGCUUAUCAAGCUCGCCAGGCAGCUAAGAACAUUCCUCGAAGAUCUUCAACUGCAAUAGGACGCCCAACUAUUGGCUCAUCAUCUCCCGGUGUAGAGUUUGGCCUUGGAGAGCUGACACCAAGCAGCACAGAGGAGGGAAGCGUGGGGGUAAGUGUGGGGUCUUUACCAAGCACCCCAGUCUCCUCCUCCUUCAUUGGCAUCCCUGAUACCCCUCCUCCUGCCCCUUUGGAGUCCCCGUUGACCCCUCUGAUGGACGACUCUCCCCAGAAAAAGACGGGACAGAAAGCAACUCCACCCCCCUCCCCGCUGUUAUCGGAGCUCCUGAAGAAAGGCAGUCUGUUGCCCACGAGUCCCCGGCUGGUCAAUGAAGGGGAUAUGACUUUAUCGUCUAAUCAUAUUUCUGGAUCAAGUGUCCUAAUGGAUGUUGGCGUUCUCCCCAAUCUGCAUGGAGGUGAGAUGCACCCUGUUCCAGGCACAAUUCCUGCAUCUCCAGCAGCAUCGGGUGCUCCCACUCUUUCCCGGCUUCUAGAAGCUGGUCCUGCACACUUCGCUACACCUCUCGCUUCCUUCUCUGCUCCUGCUGCAAGUGAAUCUCCGUCUAAAUCUUUGCUGACCCCUAUAGAAUCCCAGGCUACCAUUAUUAUGAUGUCAGCCCUGCCAAUGACUGCAGCUGUCCCAGUGGCCCAGCAGGAGGAGAACGACUCUGCUUCUGAUCAACACACUGUAACGGUGUCCAUGGAUAGCAGUGACAUUUCUAUGAUCAUAGACUCCAUCAAUAAAGAAUGCUUGGCAAGUAGUGAUGGAAGCAUGCAAACAAAGGAUGAAUCAUCUGAGAGCAAAGGAGACUUGGACCUAGCAGAAAAGAUGGACAUUGCUGUUUCAUACACUGGGGAGGAGUUAGACUUUGAAACUGUUGGUGAUAUUAUUGCAAUAAUUGAAGACAAGGUGGAUGACCAUCCUGAGGUUCUAGAUGUAGCUGCAGUUGAGGCAGCCCUCUCAUUUUGUGAAGAGAAUGAUGACCCCCAAGCACUUGCUGGGCCCUGGGAUCAGCCUGUCCAGGAGCAUUCAGCAAAAACAGAGAACAUUGCACAGUCUCUUAUCCCAAGGCCCAAAGAUCCAACCUGUGUCCAGCCAGACACAAUAAUGAAUAUCAUGGACAUGACUCCUGAAAUAAAAUCGGAACCUCCCGAGUCUGAAGUGCAGCCUGCCCAGUCAGAGGUAUCCUCAAUUACUCCUCAUGCAACCUUUCAGCUUGAACAGCCUGAAGAUGAGAUAAGAGGGACCACUUCAAAUGAGACCGUUAAAGAAGAAGAAGUAGAUCACCAGCUUAAAACUGAGACAUCACAGUGUGAAAAUUCCCAUAACGAAGCUUUUCCAAGUGAAGAGGAUAAAGGAAUAGGAUCUGAAGAUAAUCCAGUACUAAGUGAACCAGUGAAAUCGGAACCUACACCUAGCAGUCACAACAAGGAUUCACAAGCAGAGGAGGAAGAGGAGGAGGAAGAUGUCACAAGUGAAGUUGGCAGUCCAGAGGAACCCAAGGAAGAAGAAGCUGGAGAAGAGUACCUUUCUGAGAUGGACAAUGAGCCACCAAUCAGUGAGAGUGAUGAUGGUUUCAGUAUUCAUAAUGCCCAGCUUCAGUCCCACACUCUUGCUGAUUCCAUUCCCAGCAGUCCAGCAUCUUCUCAGUUUUCUGUCUGCAGUGAAGAUCAAGAGGCCAUCCAAGCUCAGAAGAUUUGGAAAAAAAAGCCAUAAUGUUGGUGUGGCGAGCAGCAGCCAAUCACAGGUAUGCCAAUGUCUUCCUGCAGCCUGUAACAGACGACAUUGCUCCUGGCUAUCACAGCAUUGUACAGAGGCCUAUGGACCUUUCUACAAUAAAGAAAAACAUUGAGACAGGUAUAAUUCGAACCACAGCUGAGUUUCAGAGAGACAUCAUGCUUAUGUUUCAGAAUGCUGUAAUGUAUAAUAGCUCUGAUCAUGACGUCUAUCAUAUGGCUGUGGAGAUGCAGAGAGAUGUGUUGGAACAGAUUCAGCAAUUUUUGGCCACGCAGCUGAUUAUGCAGACAUCCGAAUCUGGGAUAAGUGCUAAGAGUCUGAGGGGCCGAGAUUCUACACGCAAGCAGGAUGCCUCUGAAAAGGACAGUGUCCCCAUGGGCUCUCCUGCCUUCCUUCUCUCUCUCUUUGAUGGCGGUACUAGAGGGCGUCGCUGUGCAAUUGAAGCGGAUAUGAAAAUGAAAAAAUGA
Molecule: messenger RNA, 2624 nt
Organism: Staurois parvus
Lineage: Eukaryota; Metazoa; Chordata; Amphibia; Anura; Ranidae
Source: the annotation of a GenBank genome assembly